Molecule: messenger RNA, 1930 nt
Organism: Rhopilema esculentum
Lineage: Eukaryota; Metazoa; Cnidaria; Scyphozoa; Rhizostomeae; Rhizostomatidae
Product: vacuolar protein sorting-associated protein 37B
Biological process (GO): protein targeting to membrane; protein targeting to vacuole; ubiquitin-dependent protein catabolic process via the multivesicular body sorting pathway
Cellular component (GO): ESCRT I complex
Source: RefSeq, a predicted model, not a curated record
GGCUGUGACGUAAUGAUUUGAUUUUAUGUUUAGGGCUGAAAGAGGUUAGAUCCCAAAACCACCGAAAAUUCGUCACAUUGGACUUUUCAAGUUGUUCUUUUCCGGGUUACGCUUGAUAAAGUAUCGAAAAUGCAAAAUUACGGUCAUAUGCCAAUGCCGCAGCCUCCAGGAGGAGUUAGCUAUCGGCCGAAUGCAGGGAACUGGCAAUCGUCUGGUCCUGGGCCUACUUCAUCGUCGCAACCGCCUUACCUGCCGUAUGGACCACCAACAAGCCAGCCUUAUUCUUAUGGUAGUAUGCCAACAACGUACGGGACAACAUCUUACACAACGAGUACACCUGCCCCUUCACAAGACUCUGUUUUGGACAACGAUAUGAGAACAUUGAUAAAAAAUUUAAAAUCUACACUUGAACAUGCAUCGAUGGAGGAGCUCGAUACGCUAUUAAAAAAUGAGGACAGACUCAAUGGAUUAAUAGAAGAGACACAGCAGAUCAAAAACCUGAAGCAGAAGAGAAAUGAACUCAUUGACAACAAUAAAGAGCAAGCAACAUUCAAUUUAUCACUGCAGCCUCAGUUUGAGAGUCUUAAAGAAAAAUUAUCCGAAGCAGUAUUGCUGCAAUCUUCAAGAAAGGAAGAGUAUGACAUAUUAAAGAGCAAAUUAGAGAGCAUUACUGGCAACUUUUCAUUAGAUGCAACUUUGGCACUCCUACAAACUUCAGCUGCUGAAAAGGAUGGUGCAUCUGAGGCUCUUGCAAAUCAACUGCUGGAAUGCAAAUUACCCAUGGAGGAAUUCCUUGAACAGUUCAUUUGGGAAAGAACAAAGUAUCAUUUGCAAAAAAUCAAAGCAGACAAGAUGGCUGAAAUUGUACGGCGAGGACCUGCUAUGCAGCAACAAAACCCUCAGUAUUACGGGUCAGGCUAUGGUGGGUACUAACCCAAGUUAUUAUUCAUUUAGGCUUAAUCACUUUAAAUUAUGAAUCUCAUUUAACCGUGAAGUAUUCUGUAAAACGUCAUUACUGAUUGAUUAUAUAAUAGCAGCAUCUCCACAACCAUCUACGCAAUAUCUGUAAUAAAAGCCUUAUUAUCUAUUUGCCUGAAGUUCGAUUGAAGGAGGCUAUUAAUUUCAAGAUUUUCGAUGGUCAAGAUACAGAUUCUUCAUAGGCAACAGUUUAAAGUAACAACUGUCAAAAUUUACCUGCAAUCAGUGACCACGGUUUGAUAUCACCUUAUUACACGAAUAUAACACUGUACACCCAUUAACAUGUUAAGCAACAAAUUUACGUUAGUUCCAAACACGAAAGUUCCUUGUGUUAGUUUCUGAAACCUCGUGCUUAUUGCAACUAUGCAUUGAAAGAGAACGUCUUUUUUGAUUAAAGUAAAGGUGAUCACUUGUUACGGCUGCCUGUGCAAAAUAAGAGCAUGCCUUAAAAAACUUAAGUAGCUUUUUUCCAGUGAACGAAAGUUUCAUGUAGAGAUUACAUCGUUCUACCCUAUAAUGAUUUGUGCAAGUUUAAUUUCUAAGUUUGAUCAGUUUUUCCGUGAUUUCUCUUUUGUUCACUUCAAUGUCACAUUUUUGGUGCAUAAAGUAGGUUAUGCCCAAUUUUGAUGAUUUUGCGUUACUCUAAUCUCGCGUAAACAUUUUAACAUCAUAUUUGGAUUGAUUUGAGAUCUCCUAAUUUCUUGUAAUUAGGUGGAUAGUCUGCAUUAUUAAAUGUGACGACACUAUGUUAAAAUAGUACUGUGAACUAACGUAUCUAGGAAAUCCCACUGUUCGAUCAUCUCUUUCACAGAGGCUGUGGUACCCGGGGUAAGGAAAUUCCAACUCUCAGUGAUGCCAUCUUGAAGCCUUGUAAUUUCUGGUAAUUUUUGUAGUUAGUCAAAUUUAUUUUUACCAUGGGCAAAAUUAUAUCAUAUUUAAUAGCUUUGUUUGA